Messenger RNA from Peronospora matthiolae, 651 nucleotides. The record is from the annotation of a GenBank genome assembly. Lineage: Eukaryota; Oomycota; Peronosporomycetes; Peronosporales; Peronosporaceae.
AUGUACGAAGGGAUUGACAACCUGAAAUCCCUUUACGACCGUGCCGGGAAGACUUUCUCCGGCGGUCCUUCUGCGGCACAGGAUGUGCCGCGUCGUACUGCUCAACCAGACCCAGUACGUCGAUCAUCAGUUGGGAGCGGGGCUCCCAAGAAUCCCAGGACGGGGGAUAGCCGCGCCACCGGACGAGAUAACUCGUCCGACGUCCGUUCACGUCGCGGUGGUUCAACAGCUGCUCAACUAGAUAGCGCUGGCCACCGCGAGAGUCCUCUAAUGGAGGUGGAGGAGGAGGAAAGACGACCUCCACACGAUCAUGUGGAUCGGUGUAUUCCUGAGAGCUUCUUUGAUCGCGUAACGCAAGGGUUACGCGACGAUCUCGAGCAUGAGCGGAAUAGGCGUCUCCAAAUGGUGGACACUGCCUUGAAGCAUCGAGCUGAGUUUGCCUUUGCUCAGCUCGAGAACGAGAGAUCUCUGACAUCUCUUCGUGACGAGCUAAGGGUAGCUCGUGGGAUUGUUGAUCGGUCUCGGGCUGAGAUAACUGCUCUUCAGACCCUUGUUGAUGCCCACCAUCGGGAGCGCAAGGCUCUUUGCGAGAUGCUUGAGCGCAAGGGCGUUCUUCAUCGGAAGAAGCAGCGUACUGAUGGUACGGCUUAA